UGUCAACGAAGUCAUAGCAAUGCAGCCCCACUCGUAAAGUACAAUUUAUGAAUUUAUUCAUUCGCGAAGAACGAGUGACGUUCGGUUUUGUGCGGGUCGAAUAGUGAAUAAAAUUGAGGGAUCUUGCUUUUCGAUCGCUGUAGUGAACGCUGGCUUUACGUCGAAUGUGUUGUCAAACGUUUCGAGAUGAGUAGCGCUUGCUGUAUGGAAGUUCGGGGGUCGUUACGUGUUCGUAAUAGUAACUUUGUGGGAUCCGGUCCCUAUGAUUACGAUAAAGUGAGGGAGGUUCGAGCAUGUCCAAGUGUUAUGUCACCUGAGACCAAGAGGCUUUUGCCUCCAAACACGGAGACUGUUCAAACGAAACCAUUUCCAAUACGAGGGGAAAGAACAGAUUUCGUUAACAGUCCCCAUGUUAUUGCAAUGGUUGGAUUGCCAGCGCGUGGCAAAACGUACAUUUCCAAGAAACUGUCACGUUACCUGAACUGGAUAGGAAUAAAAACAAGAGUUUUUAAUUUGGGAGAAUACCGUAGACAUGCUACUACGGCAUACAAGAGUCAUGAUUUUUUUCGAGCUGAUAAUAUGGCAGCUAUGAAGAUAAGAACACAAUGCGCUGUCGAGGCUCUUAACGACGUUAUCAGAUGGUUAGAAAAUGGUGGAGAAGUAGCUGUCUUUGAUGCCACUAAUUCCACCCUAGACCGUAGGAAAAUGAUCUAUGAAGUUAUCGUUGAAAAAAUGGGCUAUAAGCUUUUCUUCGUCGAAUCGAUUUGCGACGAUCCAAAAAUCAUCGAACAAAACAUCAAAGAAGUCAAAAUCAGUAGUCCGGAUUAUGCUAACAUGAACGAGGACUCAGUGUUGACCGACUUUUUAAAACGGAUAGAACACUACCAAGAAAGAUAUCAACCUUUAGACGAAGAACGUGAAAAUAAAAUUGCCUUCAUGAAAAUUUAUAACACGGGUCAGAAGGUCGUCGUUCACAAGCACGAGGGACAUGUGGAAGCUAGAAUAGUUUAUUAUCUUAUGAACAUACAUAUAACUCCUAGGACAAUCUACCUUACUAGACAUGGUGAAAGUGAACAGAAUUUAAUGUAUCGUAUCGGAGGCGAUUCAAAUUUGAGCAGUCGGGGAGCACUUUAUGCAAAAGCGUUAUCCAGUUAUAUUAAAGAACAAAAAAUUGAAGGUCUUCGAGUGUGGACAUCUUGGCUGAAACGGGCGAUACAAACAGUUGCAGAUAUACCAGCUCCACAGGAAAGAUGGAAAGCACUCAAUGAAAUUGAUGCAGGAAUUUGCGAAGAGAUGACAUAUGAAGAGAUUCGUGAAAAAUUCCCCGAGGACUUUUCUGCACGUGAUCAGAACAAAUUCGCAUACAGAUACCCAAGAGGGGAAAGCUAUGAAGAUUUGGUGGCGAGAUUAGAACCGGUCAUAAUGGAAUUGGAAAGACAAGGAAAUGUGCUUGUUGUGUCACAUCAGGCGGUCAUUCGUUGUUUAUUGGCGUAUUUCCUUGACAAAUCGGCAGAAACUCAAAUUGUUGCAGAUGAAUUACCUUAUUUAAGAGUACCCUUGCACACUGUCAUCAAGCUAACGCCUGUUGCUUAUGGUUGUCACGUCGAGCAUAUAAAAUUGCCAAUUGAAGCUGUCGAUACUCAUCGUCCAAAACCUAUGGUAAGCCCUUUUCAUUUAUAUGCAUUUUCCUAAGUUUCUUUUUUACUAACUACUAACAUUUAAAAGGGAACCGGACGUACGAAAAUCAAGUGUUAAUAAUUGAGUCGUUUUCUGAAAUAUGUAGUUACUCAUAAUUUAAUUUUACUCAAUCUUUGAACCGAUUAAAUUUAACCAAUGUUAAUGAUUCAAUUGUAAUUACAAAAUAUUUGAUCAUAAUAAUACUUUCAAAAGAUAAGUAGGUAACUGAGUGUUUAGGAGAUUAUAUAUUCCGAAAUUAAUCACUAAACUUCUACGAACACAUUAUUUU
Agrilus planipennis (emerald ash borer) is the source of this 1966-nucleotide messenger RNA. RefSeq names its product 6-phosphofructo-2-kinase/fructose-2,6-bisphosphatase-like. Gene Ontology annotation, biological process: fructose metabolic process; fructose 2,6-bisphosphate metabolic process. The transcript has 6 exons. Gene Ontology annotation, cellular component: cytosol. Lineage: Eukaryota; Metazoa; Arthropoda; Insecta; Coleoptera; Buprestidae. Bases 187 to 1692 code for a protein of 501 amino acids. Gene Ontology annotation, molecular function: fructose-2,6-bisphosphate 2-phosphatase activity; ATP binding; 6-phosphofructo-2-kinase activity. The record is from RefSeq and is a predicted model, not a curated record.